Messenger RNA from Nematocida ausubeli, 600 nucleotides. RefSeq lists its product as uncharacterized. Bases 1 to 600 code for a protein of 199 amino acids. The transcript has a single exon. NCBI's taxonomy places the organism in Eukaryota, Fungi, Microsporidia. The record is from RefSeq and is a predicted model, not a curated record.
AUGCAGGAUAUGAGAGAAAUAUCUUUGGGACUGCCUUCUUCGCAGUCUCUGGAGGUAGGAGACAAAGUGGUUGUAGAUAGAAUAUACACAGGCACUGUGAAAUAUAUUGGGCGAGUUGGUACAAAAAAGCACAACUGCCUGGGUAUUGAGCUAGAUACUGCGAAUGGCGACAACAAUGGAAGCAGGGCCGGACGAGUCUACUUCCAAUGCAGGCCAAGACACGGGGUAUUCAAGGAGUACCGAGAUGUAAAGAAGUACAGGCCACUGGAGUACAACCAGACAGGGAUCAUUAAUACAACCGAAAUAGAAGAAGUUCCAAACUCAAAUGCUGUGAGUGAGCUACUAGACGACAAUGUUCAGAUACAAAGAAUGCUUGAAGAGCUAAGAAAAGAAAAUAAAAAUCUGAAAGAAGAAGUUCAGAGAGAAAAAAAAAGAGUAUCUCUAUUAGAGGAUGAAAUAAAGCUAAGAAGAGAAAGGGAAAGAAUACUAAGCACUACUUCGGAUCGGAGUGGGAUAGUGUCAAUUAUAUCUGAAAUUAUAAGCAAAAUAAAGGAGAAAAUAGAGACUGAGCAUCAGAUAUUCAAUAUAAAUAAACUUUAA